Lotus japonicus is the source of this 498-nucleotide messenger RNA. RefSeq names its product protein RGF1 INDUCIBLE TRANSCRIPTION FACTOR 1-like. The transcript is spliced from 3 exons. Lineage: Eukaryota; Viridiplantae; Streptophyta; Magnoliopsida; Fabales; Fabaceae. Bases 1 to 498 code for a protein of 165 amino acids. The record is from RefSeq and is a predicted model, not a curated record.
AUGAGUGAUGAGCCGGAUGAUGAAGGUGGUGAGGCUAUGACACUGGGUGUGCCAGCGUGGCUGGAAACUUUUCUGUCGCUCACCACAUUUUUCUCAAAAUGCCAAGUCCAUGACAAAGAAACUGGGAAUGAAUGCAACUCGUUCUGUAUCACCUGCAACAUCGAAGCUCAAUGCCCCCAUUGCAUAACAGAAGAUCAUGAGGGUCAUCGAGUGAGGAGAUCGUCAGGUCGUGAAAUUGUGAGGGUGACUGAGAUUUAUAAGGAUUUGGACAUUGGUGGUGUUGAGUCAUCUAUGAUUAACAAUCGUAGAGUUGUUUACUUGAAAAAGAAAGAAGAGGACGAGACUAAGCCUAAGCCUAAGUCUAAUAAGAGAAAGAAGCAGUCAAACAACAAUGGCGUCGGUAGAUGGAGAGAGCACUUUCCUGGUUGUGGAAUGUGCGACAGGGGCCUCUCAAAGCCUUUUUAUUUCUGCUCUUUGGGAUGCAAGGUUGGUCUCUAA